Messenger RNA from Arachis ipaensis, 1083 nucleotides. NCBI's taxonomy places the organism in Eukaryota, Viridiplantae, Streptophyta, Magnoliopsida, Fabales, Fabaceae. The record is from RefSeq and is a predicted model, not a curated record.
AUGUCAGUAUUGAUAAACGGCUCGCCUUCUAAGCCGUUCAAGAUGGAAAAGAGCUUUCAACAAGAUGAUCCUUUAUCUCUGUUCCUCUUUAUACUUGUUGUAGAUGUGUUACAUAGAAUGCUUGAAGAAGCAGUUAGGAAUGGUCGAUUAUCACCUCUGUUGGUUGGAAGAGAUCAUAUAGAGUUGUCGCAUCUUCAGUUCGCGGAUGAUACGAUUUUGUUCUGCCCUCCUGAAGAUGAGACCAUUAAGAACUACAAGAGGCUGCUUCGGUGCUUUGAGUUGAUGUCAGGUUUAAGUAUUAAUUUUGAGAAGUCGAGUUUAAUUUCUAUCAACUAUGACGAGCAGUGGGUACGACGUAUGUGUAAUGUGUUAGGCUGCAAGCAAGACUCCCUUCCAGUUAAAUAUUUGGGCAUCUCAUUAGGCGCGAACACAAGAUUGGUUAAGACGUGGAAGCCAGUAAUAGACAAAGUGGAAGAGAAGCUCAGCCUCUGGAAAGCCAAGGUGCUCAAUAAAGCCGGUAAGUUGGUGCUUAUUAAAUCUGUGUUGAAUAGCCUUCUGGUUUAUUAUUUGAGUCUAUAUAAGAUGACAAAGGCAGUUGCAGAGAAACUGAUUUCUUUACAAAGAAGAUUUUUAUGGAGUAGGGAGGACGGAAGGCCUGGUAUGGCCUUGGUGAAGUGGGAAGUGGUACAUGCUCCUAAAAGGUUAGGAGGAUUGGGAGUUGGAGACGCUGUAGUACGCAAUACAGCCCUUCUGUUUAAAGAGUGUCCGUUGUGGAAGAAGGUGGUGUUACAGGUAGAUAUGGCUCCAGAGGAUAUAUCAAGUUACAGAUUUACUAGGUCUAUUUGGAAAGGGCUUGUCCCUCCUAGAGUGGAGUUAUUUGUUUGGUUUGGAUUGACUGGCAGGGUUUGGUGUGCUUGGAUAUCUCAUGUUAGUUUGCAUUGGAUAUACCCGGGUACAGUAAAGGAGCAUUUCCAAAGCUGGACUGAGUUCUCAAUUAACAAGGAGGAGCGCAAGAGAUGGAUGGUGCUGACCCCUUUAGUUGUUGAUAGCAAUGCCGGAGAUGACAGAGGAUUUUAUGGUUAG